This is a messenger RNA of Ectocarpus sp. CCAP 1310/34, 2883 nucleotides long. Lineage: Eukaryota; Phaeophyceae; Ectocarpales; Ectocarpaceae. The record is from the annotation of a GenBank genome assembly.
AUGCAGUCUGCCGCAAGCCAUUCUCCACCAUACUACGGGCAUUGCGACAAACCACAAUUUGGUCACCGCUUGGUUUCUUUAACGGUUGGGUCCACACUGCUGCUAAUCCCGCUUAUUGUGCCUCAGGUGUAUGGCGGAUUCAGCAUCGAGGACCUCCUCCAGGUGGAGGCCGACCUGAAGCACGAUGCUCCCGGAAGCGGUAUAGCGAUGUCCCUUGAACGACGCGCUAAGAUAAACUUGCUCAAGUUUCUUCAAGUCGAGACGGUUCUGCACUUCGAACGACAGUAUGAUCAGUUGUGCUAUGAGCGCAACAAGGAUGGAGGUCUUGAGUGUGUUCGCGGUAUCCCCCCGGCUCGCAUGAAGGACAUGUUGCAGCCUCAGAAAAUGAAACGGCAGAAGUGCGAGCUUGCGGAGAAGCUCCAUUUCUACCUUGCGGCCGCCAAAGUUGCGAAACGGUGCUUAGACGAACUAGUCCAGAAUGUCGUCGGCGGACUGGAAGGAUGUGAAGUCCAGUUCGCGGACGUUAAGUCGCUCGAAAGCACGGAACGCAAGACCGUCAACUUUUAUAGCGGAGACGUCCGGAAGGUCGCCGACAUGGCUCGCUUGUCCGUGGUCUGUCAGGAACCGGAGGACCUUAAGCAGGCAUACGUGAGCAUUACGAGGACCCUAAAGCCACGAGAUAUUUUUCGAGUCACUAACGGGUUCAUCUCCGACUGGAUGCCCAGCGGCUACCGGGAUGUGAAACUGAACGCGGUUGUUAACGGGCAUCUAUGCGAGAUCCAGCUGCACCUCCGGGAGUUCUACAACUUAAAGCGCCAUCAGCACGUUGUGUACGAGUGGGCGCGGGAUCUUAACGUGACUAAGGCGAUGGUAGCGGACCAACUCUUCGAGAACCUGUCGGGCGAGGUUACGGAUGAGAUGAUCCGCCUGGCUGAGAGUAACUGGCAUGAGACUGGGUUUUUGCUGCCGCGCUUGCAGCUUGCCGCUGGACGGUACGCCCAUGCGGAGGAUGGGCACAGAAAGGCUCUCUCUGAGGCCGAGCGCGCCGUGCGAGGUUUGAAGGACAACGCAACCAUGGAAUGGAAGUGGGUGUUCCGCCAACAAAUUCAAGCGACGGCUGAUCUUGGUGACUGUCUGGAGCGACAGGGCAAGUACGACGAGGCAGAAACGUUGUACACUAGAGCUAUCAUUGACGGAGAGAAGACCCUUGGUGCAGGUCAUCCGGAAAUUGCUGUGUGGAUGAACGACAAGGCCAUCGUGUUGCAGAAUCAGGGGAAGUAUGAAGAGGCCGAACGACUGCUCAAGCGCGCAAAGGACAUAAAUAAGAAAGUUUUCGGUGAGGAGCACCCGGAGGUUGCCACGGUCCUCGACAACUGGGCCUCGUUCUUGGCAGAGAGCAAGGGCAACUAUGCUGAGGCAGCAGCACUCUAUGAACGGUCACAAGAUAUUCGAGAGAAGGUCCUGGGUCCGGAUCAUCCCGAUGUAGCCCAGUCGCUUAACAACCGGGCGGGGUUGCUACAACGAGAGGGAAAAUAUGCUGAGGCGCAACAGUUCUUUGAGCGGUCACAGGCGAUUCGAGAGAAGGUCCUGGGCCCGGAUCAUCCAGAUGUAGCCCAGUCGCUCAACAACCGGGCGGCGUUGCUACAGCUGCAGGGCGAGUACUCCGAAGCAGACCCUUUCUUCAAAAGAGCUGCUGCAAUCAACGAGGCGGUUCUUGGCCCACAACACCCAACAGUGGCUGCAGAUUUCAACAACCGUGCGGAGCUUUUGCGAGAGCAGGGCAAGUGCGCUGAAGCGGAGCCUCUCUACGAGCGUGCCAUCAAGAUCUGGGCCGAGGCACUCGGGGCUGAGCACCCAAACGUGGCCGUCGUACUCAACAACCAGGCCCGGUUGUUGGAGAGUCAGGGCAAGUAUGAACAGGCUGACCACAAGUACCGCCAAGCUAUUGAGAUUGGCGAGAACACGCUGGGUCGUGAUCACCCCAACGUGGGGACCUGGCUCAGCAACCGGGCUGGUUUGCUGGAGACGCAGUGUGACUACACCGAGGCGGACCCUCUGUACCUAAGGGCGAUCGAGAUCGGAGAAAAAGCGCAUGGCCCUGAUCACCCAGACAUCGCGACGAGGCUCAACAGGCGGGCGGGAUUGUUGCGAUUGCAGGGCAUGCCUGACGAAGCCAGGCCUCUGUACGAGCGGGCGCUCGCCAUUCGCGAGAAAGCUCUGGGUCCUGAUGACACUGCUGUGGCCGUGUCGCUCAGCAACCUGGCGGGGGUGUUGACCAGUCAGGGCAAGUAUGAGGAGGCUGAGCCAUUGUACAAGCGCUCGGUUGCGAUCGACGAGGCACUCUACGGACCUGACCACCCGGACGUCGCCGUAGACCUCAACAAUUGGGCGAGCUCGUUCUUUCAACAGGGUAGAUUCGCGGAGGCUGAGGCGCUGUUUAAGAGGACCCAGAAGAUCUGGGAGAUUUGGCUCGGGGGGGAUCAUCAGAACGUUGGCUUAGUCCUCAACAACCGAGCGAAGUCGUUGGAGUUUCAGGGGAAAUACGUUAAGGCCGAGCGACUGUUUAAGCGGGCUCAGGCUAUAGAGGAGAAGGUUCUGGGCCCGGAGCAUCCAGGCUUGGCCAUAACGCUGCGCAACCGUGCGUUGUUGUUGAGCCGACAGAGGAAGCACAGCAAGGCGGAUUCACUAUUGGAGAGGGCCCUUUCCAUCCAGAAGAACAAGCUGGGAGAAAACCACCAAGACACGAUCGAAACUCAGACCAUCCUGGAGCAGGUGCGAGCACAGUCGACGUCGCCCCGCCCACUCAAGACGUGCGGUUGCCUUUGUGCCGCUUUGCGUCGUAAGGGUUGCCCUUUUGGGCGCCAGAGUACAGACGAACGGUGA